This is a messenger RNA of Rhineura floridana, 6492 nucleotides long. RefSeq names its product arylsulfatase family member K (gene ARSK). The transcript is spliced from 8 exons. The coding region runs from base 366 to 2021 and encodes 551 amino acids. The record is from RefSeq and is a predicted model, not a curated record. Lineage: Eukaryota; Metazoa; Chordata; Lepidosauria; Squamata; Rhineuridae.
GAUGCAUCUUUACUUCUCCUUACCCUUGGCGUGUUGAGAGCUCUAGUCUCCCUGUUGGAAGCACUCGUUUCCGAAAGCGACGGCCUUGCAAUUAUUUCCUUCCUGCUUAUUUCUCGACAUGUAUGAUGGGAGUUGUAGUUUCCCCUGAUUCAGAUAAAUUUGUUGCGGGAAGUAUUAACCGUGCCGCUUGCCCUUCAUAAUCUUCCGCUUCUGGAGGGAUCAGCGGGUACACAGUGGGAUGCAUCGCUCCGGUUAUUCAAGAGUCGUGUCGUGAUUCAUUGUCUAGCUGGCAGCUGGAUGAAAAGAAGUGCGGCCUGGGAAGGAGCUCUGCAUAGCAGCCCCAUUGAGCCUCUGAUCUGACCGAAAUGGGCACUGGUAGGGAGAUUAGGAAACACGCACCCGCUACAAAACAUCUAGUCGCCUUGGUCCUCCUGCUUCCGGCCUUCGGUAUUUGGGGAGCUGUGAAGGCGAGGCCUCUGCUCAACACUGAUGACAGUUGUAGCAGUUGUGGGAAGCCUAACGUUGUGAUAGUGAUGUGCGAUUCGUUUGAUGGAAGGCUGACAUUUCACCCAGAAAACGAAACAGUACCUUUGCCUUUUCUAAAUUUCAUGCGAAAACAUGGCAGUCUGUUUCUUAAUGCCUACACCAAUUCUCCAGUAUGUUGUCCUUCCCGUGCAGCUAUGUGGAGUGGCCUCUUCACGCACAUAACAGAGUCUUGGAAUAAUUUCAAGGGCUUAGAUCCAAAUUACACAACAUGGAUGGACCUCAUGGAAAAGCAUGGCUACUAUGCUCAGAAAUAUGGAAAACUUGACUAUACUUCAGGGCAUCAUUCACUAAGUAAUCGUGUGGAGGCAUGGACCAGAAAUGUUGAUUUUUUGCUUCAGCAAGAAGGCAGGCCUGUGGCAGAACUUAUAGGUAACAAGUCAUAUGUGAGAGUCAUGCAAAAAGAUUGGGAGACCGCUGAUGAGGCAGCAACUUGGCUAAGAAACAAAGCAACCAACUUGACACAACCCUUUGUUCUCUACUUGGGCCUAAAUUUGCCUCAUCCAUAUCCUUCACCUUCCUCGGGAGAAAAUUAUGGGUCAUCUACAUUUCUGACAUCUCCUUAUUGGCUACAAAAGGUGAUAUAUAAAGCCAUCAAGAUUCCAAAAUGGCUUCCAUUUUCAGAGAUACACUCAGUAGAUUACUAUUCCUCUUACACCAAGAACUGCACUGGGAAAUUCACAGAAAUAGAAAUCAGAGAUAUCCGAGCACAUUAUUAUGCCAUGUGUGCAGAAACAGAUGCCAUGCUUGGUGAGGUAAUUUCUGCUCUAAAUGAAACAGGACUACUUAGAAGUACUCUUGUGAUAUUCACUGCUGAUCAUGGGGAACUUGCUAUGGAACACAGACAAUUUUAUAAAAUGAGCAUGUAUGAAGCAAGUUCCCAUAUUCCUCUCCUUAUAAUGGGGCCCAACAUUAAGUCGCAAUUCAUAUCCAAUGUGGUAUCUCUUGUGGAUAUUUACCCUACCGUGCUUGAUAUUGCUGGAGUAUCCAUACCAAAAAAUCUCAGUGGGUAUUCACUGAUGCCUUUGUUAUUUAAAAAAGCAGAAGAUAAAAUCCCAUCUAGAAAGCAGCAUCCUACUUGGAUUCUGAGUGAAUUCCACGGCUGCAAUGUCAAUUCUUCAACCUACAUGCUGCGAACUGACAAAUGGAAAUACAUCACUUACUCAGAUGGCCACUCAGUAUCUCCUCAGCUGUUUGAUCUCUCUGCUGAUCCAGAUGAGCUAACAAACAUAGCAACAAAGUUUCCAGAGAUCACACAAUCUUUGAACAAAAAACUCUACUCCAUAAUUGAUUAUCCCAAAGUCUCUGCCACUGUUGAACAAUACAACAAGCGGCAGUUUAUCAACUGGAAACAAAGUUUAGGGCAAAACUAUUCAGAUACCUUAGCUAACCUUAGGUGGCACCAGAGCUGGAAAAAGGACCCAGAGGAGUAUGAGCAUGCAAUUGAUAGAUGGAUUAAAGGGAACACAAAUGUAUGAUAUGUCUGUAGAAUGUGAGAAUGGAAAAUCUGUUUCUGAACAUAACGGGGCAGUGCAGGUGUAAUAUGUAUACCUCUUACGGCAACAGAUACUGGAAAUGGGACACUGGAUCAGAAGCUAUCAUCCAGCCCCUCCCGUUUCCUAACACAAAUCCACCUUGCUAAGCUGUAAUUACUGUUAAAUAUGCCAAAUCCAGUUCUCUGCUAACCAGGAUUUGCUACCAGCUUCAAAACCUGAUUUCAAAUCUGGAUAAGAAAACCUGCUAAGAGACCCAUUAUUAGCAUGGGUGCUGAACUAAUGGCUUUAUCAGGACAUUUAUAAUGGCUUUAUUGGGACAUCAUGUUAAAUUUCGGUUGUUGCAUAAUUUAACAUUGCUGCAGGGCAAUACAUUGAGCCUUGGCCUUGCCAACUUCUCUUCUGGCCCAGCUACAAAGGGGAGAGCUGAAGCUUUCCCUUCUAGUUCAGAUCCCAACAAACUGUUUAGUUUCAACUAUGGUUCCCAGAAACAAGCUAUCUAAGCUUUGCUUUAUGAAGCUGGUGUCAUACUGGGCCCUGACCUAAAGUCAGAAAACUCAUCCACCAGCAAAGCACCAGAGCUAAGAGACCCUGGGGAGGAGGUGGAGCCUCCCAACUCCAAUAAGAAAGACCUUAGAGCCUUUGGCACUCCAGAUGUUGCUAAGCUAUAAUUCCCAUCAUCCCUGGCCAUUAGCCAUGCUUGCUGGGGCUGAUGGGAGUUCAGCAACAUCUAGAGGGCCAAAGGUUCCCCACUCCUGCCUUACAGAGAACAAUCUAUGUCUUUCAGUCCCCUGCUCUAGAGGAACAGCUUAUCUAUCCUGCCCUGCCUUUUGACUGACUCUACUUAAAGACCGUGCCUCUAGGACUACUCUUGCUUCUGGACUGGUUUAUUGUGCUUUGACCUUGGCUAUCCAUAGACUCUGAUUUUCAGAUUGCCCUUGUUCCUGACUGGUGCCAUUGUGUUGCUGACUUCGGUCUGCUGUGUCACUGCUUGUGGAGCGCUUACUUCAACCUCUGUCUAAGAACAGACCUAGGUGCAGCAGAACAAUUGGCUUGUUUUCCUAAACCAUAGUUGAGAUUAAGUUUUGGAUUUGGACAUAAUAAUAAAUGGUGCCCCAACUUCUUAGGGAUGCAGUGGAGCCUGGAAAGGAACAGGGAGUGCAUGAGGCUGAGGCUUCUGCACGUCACACUAAACUAUACAUUAGCAUUAUGUGCAAGCCAGGCAAAUGUUAGCUGUAGUUAAGGCUAGCAGGGGAAUUCAUACUGGGAAGAGAGCUUCUGGUUCAUGGCCUGCUCCCAGUCCAAGUUAAGAAGUAACUGCUUAUUACACUUGCACCAGCACAAAAAUAAAUUCAUAUAGUGUAAUGGCUAGGAGACUUAGCUGUUAAUUAGGAUGUCUCUGGUUUCAUUCUUGUCUCUACAUUGAACUCUCUAAGUGCCGUAGGUAAGUCACUGUUUUGGCCUUUGUCUCCCACAUCUGCAAUACGGCGGAAUAAUGCUGCUGACUUGCGCCAGCCAACAUGGCUAAUGGUCAGGGAUGAUGGGAGUUGGAGCCCAACAAUAUCUGCAUGGCACCACAUUGGCUAUCCCUGCCCUAGUUACAGUAUUACGUUUGUGGACACGAGUUUCUAAUUUGAUUUUCCUUGGUCAGAACACGACAUUCCAAAGUGCAGCAUUAAUGGUUUAGGCUGAACAAGGGCAUGCAUAAGGCUACCUCAAGAUGACCCAUUUAUAAAGCAUUCAUCCUGAUUUGCUUGCACAACACUUAUGCAGAAGUUAGAUUAUAUCUGGUCUUUAUUGAGCAUUCAUUCUGAUUUGUUUGUGGAGAAAUUAUACAACAAUGAGAGGGCCUUCUCAGUGGUGGCCCCCAAAUUAUGGAAUGACUUUUUUUGAUGAGGUGCGCCUGGCGCCAUCACUGUUAUCUUUUUGGCGCCAGGUCAAGACUUUCCCCUUCUCCCAGGCAUUUUAGCAUGUGUUUUAAAUUGUGUUUUAAAUUGUUUUAAAAUGUGUUUUAAAUUGUAUAUUUGUUUUAAUGUUUUGGGUUGCUGUAAACCGCCCAGAGAGCUUCAGCUAUGGGGCGGUAUACAAGUGCAAUCAAUCAAUCAAUCAAUCAAUCAAUCAAUCAAUCAAUCAAUGAGCAUUCAUACUGAUGUGGGGUGUUUACAUGUCUUUCCAUUGGUCAGUUGUUCAUCUCACACUUUUGACUGCAUUUUCUGUCACUUUCCAAACCACAAGAAGUUUGGUUUUUUAAAAAAGGUGGAUUUGUUGCACUAAGGCAAGGGUUCCCAAACUGUGGUCUGUGGACUACCAAUGGUCCAUGAGCUUCAUUCAGGUGGUCCAUGGCAUGUCCUCAUUAAAUAUUCAUUUUUAUUUUUGUUUUUAUUGCUUCUUUUAUUUCUUAUAUUGUAUUUUAUUGCAUUACAAUUUGAAUUCUAUGGAAUGCAAACUAACACAAUAAAAUAUAAUGGAAAAUAAAAAUACAAUUUAAAAAAUCACACAGCAUCCACCACAGUGCAUUACAAUUACAAUUGGCAGAAAAAUCAUUAAGCAGUCCACCAAGACCAUCAGUAAUUUUUAAGUAGUCUCUCGGGAAAAGGUUUGUGAACCACCAUGCUAGGGCAACAGGGCUCUUUAAUCCACUUUAAAUGUGAAAACCUAAACUGAGGUUGUUAUACUUUGGACACAUAAUGAGAAGACAUGAUGCACUAGAAAAGACAAUGAUGAUGGGGAAAACAGCAGGGAGUAGAAAAAGAGGAAGACCAAACAAGAGAUGGAUUGAUUCCAUAAAGGAAACCACAGACCUGAACUUACAAGAUCUGAACAGGGUGGUUCAUGACAGAUGCUCUUGGAGGUCACUGAUUCAUAGGGUCGCCAUAAGUCGUAAUCGACUUGAAGGCACAUAACAACAACAAAGUUCCAGUAUGCACUUGAAUCCUUUCCACAAAAUAGUGACAGUCUGGAGAUGCCCUCAGGCUAACUUUACAUACUGAGCACAAGAAAAAACAGGUAUGUGGUUUUAGUGUCCUUUCAUACAGAUAGCCUUUCUGGCCAAAGAUGGUGGAUGUAGCCCUGAAUUAUUUUGGUUUAAUUGGUUUGUGUAGCAGUUUACAUGUGUUUUGUUUUUUAUGCUCAUCCCUCCCAAAUGAAACAAAUGUGGUGGUGGUGGUUAAUGCUAGUUCCAUCUAUAGUUCUCUCUUAUUAUUAUGGCUUAACACUUUUCAAAACUGGGCAAUUUUCUUUUGUUGUGUUGUAUAAACCUUAUUGCAAGUACUGUUUAGUCUUCAUGCAGCAUACUCCUAACACUUGUCUGUGUAUACCACCAAUAUGACUUGCAUUUGCAGGUUAAGCAUCAGCAGCAAAACCACAGUGUAUUUCAUUUAGUCUGAUAUCCAAGAGAGAUUUGCAUGUAGAUUCUUUCCAGUCAGAGAUGUUAAUCUCCCUAGCAACUGUAGUCCUUUUCAUUUUAUAAAAGAAUUAGGCAAAGCUCUUCCACUUUACUUCAGGCAAGGGCAAAGGAGUCACUCAGAAUUAUUUGAACUUGCUGUUUAGUAUAACAGAAAAAACUAGUUGCCAUCCCUUCCCUCACUUCCCCCCCCAAAGCCACACAAACCAAGAAAGGUGGGACUUGUAUAAACCAAGAUGGUAAUCUUACUUCCCUCUAAUGCUGAAUGCAGGUGGUGCCAUUGCCUAUCAUCUUACAAGCAAAAAGGGGGCACCCAAAAAUGGUAGUGAAUUUUUGCAUACUUGGGGGACUCCCUGUGUAUACAGACGUAUAUUAGUGUAAAUUAAAAAAAUAAAAGUAUGCUCAAUAGCUUCCAGAACUUACAAAAUGUUAGGCUAUCCCUUGAUGUUGAUCUGGAAGCUGCAGCCAGAGCAAAAUGCAGCUGCCAGGCUCCUGACUGGAGCGGUCUAACGUCAGCAUAUAAUGCCAUGGCUGAAAGAACUGCACUGGCUGCCAGUAUACUACCAGGCCAUCUUUAAGGUCUUACUGAUGGUGUGUAACAACAUGGAACCAGUCUUUUUUAGGGACUGCUUUAUGAAGUCAAUCCACUCCAAAAAACCCUCCCUUCACAGCAUUAUAUGGGUAGAUUUCAGGAGGAAGAAAAGGAAAAAGAACACCUUUUCCUUUUCCCACUGUGCAGAAAUGGGGCUGGCAGCUACCCUGAAUCUGAGCCCGUUAGUGCAGUGUAGGCUUUGGGGUGUUGUCUCUUGUCCCUUUCCCCAUCCUGUAGUGGUCCCCUGCAAAUUCAAGACGUCAUUAGCUGCUGCUCCAGGUGACUUGGAGAUCUGAACAACAGCACUUCUUUAAGGGGUUGGGGGGGAUUGCAUCAUUUUCUUUUGUGUCCCCACUUGUUUGUCUUGUGUUAUGCAAGCUAGAAAGCAUCAUUUAGAUAGUGUAUGCCUAACUAUUCUUGCUUGAAGCAAUGCUGCCUCUGAAAGAAGUAACAGUAAUAAA